Molecule: messenger RNA, 951 nt
Organism: Camellia sinensis
Lineage: Eukaryota; Viridiplantae; Streptophyta; Magnoliopsida; Ericales; Theaceae
Source: RefSeq, a predicted model, not a curated record
AUGGACAUUGAUUCAACUAAUCUUUCAUUGAAUGGGAGUGAGGAAGUUGAAGAGACGGAAAACAAUCCGUCAUUAAAUGAGAUUGGUGACGUUGAAGAACCUAAGAAGGGCAUGUGUUUUAGCUCAAAGCAAGAAGUAUAUUCGUUUUAUGCAAAAUAUGCAAAGCACCUCGGAUUUGCUGUAUCUUAUAGAACACAGAAUAUUGGACAAGAUGGGGAAGUAAAAUACUUUGGAGUUGAAUGUACUCGGGCACGCAAGAGAACAAAACGAUCAGAAGUACAACCCCUCGAACCAUCUUUGUCAUCAUUCAUUGAGUGUAAAGCAAAGAGAAUUCUUAGCCCUGUGAAGAGAAGACUAGAAAUAAACGAUGAAGCAAGGAUAGGGGCGGCUAGGAAUUUUCAUUCUAUAGUUGUUGAAGCAUGGGGGUAUGAGGCAUUAACAUUUGAUGAACAAGAUGCAAGGAAUCAUAUUCAGAGUAUGAGAAGAAUGAGGCUUGGGGUAGGAGAUACUAAAUCAGUUGCACUUUAUUUUCAUAGGAUGCAACAACAAAAUUCAAACUUCUAUUAUGCAAUUGACCUCGAUGAAGAUGGUCGCAUGCGAAACUUGUUUUGGGCGGAUGCAAGAAGAGUUAAUCACCAUGGGCAGUCAAUUUUGCUUGGUUGUGGGCUAUUAUCUAAUGAGAACACUAAAACAUUUCUGUGGCUAUUCAGAGAAUGGUUAAGUUGCAUGUCUGACGUUCCUCCAAAAGCUAUAAUAACAGACCAAUGCAGAGCAAUGCAAAAUGCCAUUGAAGUUGUCUUUCCAGAAGCUCGACAUCGUUGGUGCUUAUGGCAUAUCAUGAAGAAAAUUCCUGAGAAAUUAAGAGGAUAUGCCCAAUAUGAAUCCAUUAAGCUUGCAUUACCAAAUGCAGUUUAUGAUUGUUUUACAAAACAUAAAUUUGAUGAAGAAUGA